CUAUGAGCGGUUCGAUCCUAUCUAACUGUACUCUACAAUAGCCAUAUUCUGAGAAUUCUGCAGCAUUAUGUACACGACGAAAAGGCAAAGCGUGGAGUUGGAACGCAGGCACGAUGUACGUACGAGCAUGUAUGGAGUAACUGUAGCUGCAUUCUGCUGUAUCUUGCAUCUGACAAUUAGCCGAGGCAUUUUCGGCAGAACGAUCAAACAAUGGGGGACUGGGGAAUGUACCCCUCCUCCCUCUCUUGUGUCUCCAUGACCUCCCGUCGCGUGCCCAACUCCACUGGCCCAGCCUCGUGGUGCUUUUGGAAAUUAAAU
Aspergillus uvarum CBS 121591 is the source of this 318-nucleotide messenger RNA. RefSeq lists its product as uncharacterized. The transcript has 2 exons. Bases 68 to 259 code for a protein of 63 amino acids. NCBI's taxonomy places the organism in Eukaryota, Fungi, Ascomycota, Eurotiomycetes, Eurotiales, Aspergillaceae. The record is from RefSeq and is a predicted model, not a curated record.